AUGCCUCAAUCCGGUUCCAGUCAGAAGUCAACCUCUCCCCAAACUCGCCCUGCCACACCUAUCUCGGAUAAGUAUGUUGGCGGUUUGUGGAUUGAAGGGAAAAGACAGCUAAAUCGCGAACAUGAUUCAUCCGGAAAAGACACUUCGACCCCCCUCGAUGGGCAUGGUCAAGUAUUCGCACCCGACGGCCCGCAGAAAACCCCAGUCGAUUUGGCUUCUUAUAUUCAUAACCUUCAUAUUGGCAAUGAACAGGUCCAAAAUCCUCAUACCAAUGCCAGCACCGAUCGAGGAGACUCGAUUCCUGGACAGAGCAGUGGGCCGUACUCUAACACAUCCACAUGUCCAGUGGGAAUUUGGGACAUUAGCAAGGACGUGCCCGCAAGUUCUGUCCUUGAGAGCUGGAUAGAGGAAGAUCUGCUGAAUUGGGGUGUUGGCGAGGGCAUAGACAUUAAUGAUCGUCUUCCUCCUAUCACCAACUAUGUCUCUGUUGAAGAAGUAGAGGGGACAGCAGCAACAAAGAAACUCCAAUCGGACACUGGACAUGUCAGCUCAGCAACCGUCGAAGUUCCCGGUUCCUUACCACCUCCAUUGAGUGCUGUUGGUGCUCCCACGGUAGCAGAAUCCCACACUCUGCCUCUUGCAGAGACCGAAGAUACUGUAGCAACUGGGAACACUGACAUCGACUCCCCCUGCUCUCACAAGGUUCCUAGCGCCUCUGAACGGCCGGAGUCUUCAUUUGCGCUGCGGGAUGUAUCGGUGAUUCCUUGGACUGACUGUUACCCCGACGAUCCCGAUAAGGCUAGAGAACUUGCAACAAGUACCGGUGUUCCUGGACUCCAAAUCUAUUCUGUGUAUGUUUUUACACAUGCUACUUCAGACACGCAAGUUCUCGAUGAAGUCGAUGCUACUCAAGAUGGUCACAACUUCAGGGUCGAAAUGGAACCCCAACCCAAUGAUUCCGUAAGGGCAUCGAGCGUGACUGACUCGGAGCGUGCUGAUGAGUCUGGUUGGGUAAAAGUGGAAAUAGAGACAGAGAAUCCGGACCAAACGGACAAUGUAUAA
This is a messenger RNA of Metarhizium brunneum ARSEF 3297, 1062 nucleotides long. RefSeq lists its product as uncharacterized. Lineage: Eukaryota; Fungi; Ascomycota; Sordariomycetes; Hypocreales; Clavicipitaceae. The record is from RefSeq and is a predicted model, not a curated record.